AUGGGUUCAUUUUUUGAUGGCCUAUUUGGUGAUAUUUCUUUUAGGCGUUAUCCCAGUAUGAAACUUGAAGAAGGAGACAUUACUAUACCAAAGGUCUACCGACAUGUUCUAUCCUUGAUAUUUGCUGUGAAGGAGGUCAAUGAGAACCCCAACAUUCUACCAAAUAUCAGUCUUGGCUUCCACAUAUAUGACAGUUACAUGAAUAUAAGGAUGACUUCUCUGAAUACCCUGAAACUUCUAACCUGCCAAAACAAGAUGGUCUCCAAUUUCAAAUGUGGCAAGUCAAAGAAUCUGAUUGCUGUCAUUGGUGGUCUUACCUAUGAAAUAUCCCUUCAAAUGGCUAAUCUCUUAGAAAUCUACAAGGUGCCUCAGAUCCAUCCUUUCCUGAGAAGUAUCUCAUUUAACAACAGUGCUGGGGAUCUGGUGUCUUUUGAUGAAAAUGGUGAACUAGCAGCUGGAUUGGAUAUUGUCAACUGGGUUACUUUCCCCAAUCAGUCCUUCUUAAGAGUGAAAGUAGGCAGGAUGGAUCCACAGGCUUUACCAGGCAAUGAGUUGAGUGUUAACGUGGAGGCCAUCACCUGGCACAACACCUUUAAUCAGGUGAUGCCCCUUGCUGUGUGUAAUGACAACUGCCACACAGGCUACUACAAACAGAUGAAGGAGGAGGAACAAUUUUGUUGCUACAAUUGCGUUCCUUGUCCAGAAGGGAAGAUUUCUGACCAGAAAGAUAUGGAUGACUGUUUCAAAUGCCCAGAAGAUCAGUAUCCCAAUAUGAACAGAGAUCAAUGCCUUCCAAAAGCUCUAAACUUCCUCUCUUUCUCAGAACCUUUAGGGAUCACUUUGGUGUUCUUGGCACUGUCUUGUUCUCUGAUGACGUCUUUGGUGCUGGGAAUUUUCAUAAAGAACCAGGACACUCCCAUUGUCAAAGCCAACAAUCGGGAGCUUAGUUAUUCUCUACUAAUUUCCCUUGUGCUCUGCUUUCUUUGCUCCCUGCUAUUCAUUGGCAGGCCUCAGCCAGUGACCUGCUGCUUACGACAAAUUGCUUUUGGCAUCACCUUCUCAGUGGCUAUUUCUUGCGUGUUGGCAAAAACAGUCACUGUGGUGCUGGCUUUCAUGGCCACCAAUCCAGGGAGCAGGUUGAGGAAAUGGGCAGGGAAAAGACUCACAAACUCUAUUCUUUGUUGCUCCCUCAUUCAGGCCAUAAUUUGUGUCCUGUGGGUGUGUACUACUCCUCCAUUCCCAGAUCUUGACAUGCGUUCUCUCUCUGCAGAAAUCAUAAUAGAAUGCAACGAAGGAUCGGUACUUAUGUUUUAUAGUGUUCUGGGAUACCUGGGAUUUCUGGCUAUGGUCAGCUUCACUGUGGCUUUCCUAGCGAGGAAGUUGCCAGAUUCUUUCAACGAAGCCAAGUUCAUCACUUUCAGCAUGCUGGUCUUUUGCAGUGUUUGGUUUUCCUUUGUUCCGUCUUAUCUGAGUACAAAGGGGAAAUAUAUGGUGGCCGUGGAGAUCUUUGCCAUUUUGGCCUCUAGUGCAGGGUUAACAGGUUUUAUUUUUUUCCCCAAAUGCUAUAUAAUCGUUGUGAGGCCUGCCUUGAACAGCAAGGGGCAACUUAUGAAAAGAAAAAAGUAG
Molecule: messenger RNA, 1626 nt
Organism: Euleptes europaea (tarantolino)
Lineage: Eukaryota; Metazoa; Chordata; Lepidosauria; Squamata; Sphaerodactylidae
Product: vomeronasal type-2 receptor 26-like
Exons: 5
Coding region: 1-1626 (541 amino acids)
Biological process (GO): G protein-coupled receptor signaling pathway
Cellular component (GO): membrane
Molecular function (GO): G protein-coupled receptor activity
Source: RefSeq, a predicted model, not a curated record